Zychaea mexicana is the source of this 376-nucleotide messenger RNA. Its product is annotated as Tim10/DDP family zinc finger-domain-containing protein. Bases 22 to 285 code for a protein of 87 amino acids. The record is from RefSeq and is a predicted model, not a curated record. NCBI's taxonomy places the organism in Eukaryota, Fungi, Mucoromycota, Mucoromycetes, Mucorales, Lichtheimiaceae. The transcript is spliced from 3 exons.
CCCGUCUAUACAAUUUACAACAUGUCGGAUGCUAUGCCAAACUUUAGCGAAGCUGACCAACGCGAGUUGGCCCAGUUUUUGGAAGGCGAGAAUGCCAAAGCUCGCGUUCAACAGACGGUUCAUUCCUUGACCGACAGCUGCUGGGACAAGUGCAUUAGCAAAGUCAACAACAAGUUGGAUCGCAGCGAAGAGGCCUGCUUGGCCAACUGUGUCGAACGUUUCCUCGACACCAGCGUGUUCAUUGUCAAGCGUCUUGAGAGCUUGAGAGGAUCCGGUGGCAUGUAAAAUAACAAGAAAUAGAGCACAUUUCCCUCAACCUCUCUCGUCCUUUCUGUACAUAAUGGUCCCCCCAUGGAAUUAAACGAGAAAAAAAAAU